GCACUGCACGUCUCCCACGUACUUACGGCUUGCCAUACUCGCGGUGACAUCUGGGUAGGACAGUCAAAGCGGCGGGAGGGCGGCAAUUUAUUGUUAAAUACUAAGACACAUUACCUAGUUUAACAUUGACAUUGUGAAAAGUUCAAUAUUUAUCGUUUGGUUGAGCCGGUAAACACGGAGGCGUGUCUCGGGUAGAUCUGUUAUUAAUACUCGCGUGGCAGUGCCGUUGUUAAAGCUCCUCUUGGAAAUUGGACGUUUGUUUUUAUUAGCCCAGAGUUUAGCGCCCCAGCAACAAUGGCAAAGGUACAAGUGUUGAAUGUAGCCGUCUUAGACAACCCGAGUCCUUUUGGAAACCCUUUUCAGUUUGAAAUCACCUUUGAAUGUAUGGAAGACCUUCCUGAAGACCUAGAAUGGAAGAUCAUCUAUGUCGGUUCAGCAGAAAGUGAGGAGUAUGACCAAAUCCUGGACUCUGUUUUGGUUGGGCCUGUACCUGCUGGGAGACAUAUGUUUGUUUUUCAGGCUGACGCCCCAAAUACUGGUUUGAUUCCUGAAAGUGAUGCUGUUGGCGUAACCGUAGUUCUAAUUACAUGCACUUAUCGUGGCCAGGAGUUUAUUCGUAUUGGUUACUAUGUGAACAACGAAUACACAGACCCAGAGCUUCGUGAAAAUCCUCCAAUCAAGCCAGACUACACACAGCUCCAGAGAAAUAUCCUAGCAUCAAACCCACGUGUUACAAGAUUUCACAUAAACUGGGAAGGCUGCGCCGAGAAAAUGGAAGACUCUGAAAACGUGGAUCCUACAUCAAACUCCAUGCUUCCCCCGUCCUGUCUGCCAGGCAAGGUCCCACCAGUGGGCAUACUCCCAGAUAACUCUAUGGAUUGCUUAUAAAGAUACCCAAAAGGUGAUGACAGAUGGCAAGUUAUCUUGUUUUUAAAGGAUGCCUAUGGACAUUCUAGUGUGGGUUAAAUGACAUUCAGAUCUCUCAGCCUUACUGCUUCAGUUUUUCCUGAAACAUCCUCAAUCCUCACUUCCGGUGUUUAUUCCUAUGACAUUAUGAACAUCUUAAUGGAAUCAUUGUUCAUUUGAAGGUGCCGUUCUUGUGAUUAUUGAAAGCUACAUUGAAGUGUUGAAAAUAAACGGCCAUGAAAUGAUACAGCUAAACUAAAUUUAACUACCGUAUAUGCCGCUCUAUGACUUGGCCACAUUCUUUGGUUGCAGAGUGGAUUUGUAACUGUUUUGACUUUACAGCACUGAAAUAUUUGACAUAAACAGCAAUAUGUAUGAAGAAGUUUGGUAAUCUAAUAAAAUUUGUGUGAAAUUGCACUUAAACUGCUACUUAACUUAAUUUUUUCAGAAAGGCAUUGUAAGAACUGUAUUACUUCCUGUUUUGUUUGUUUCUUUUCUGAUUGGAGUUUUGUGUUACAAAUAAAAGUUGUUAUAGUUUUCUG
Gambusia affinis (western mosquitofish) is the source of this 1448-nucleotide messenger RNA. RefSeq names its product histone chaperone asf1b-B. NCBI's taxonomy places the organism in Eukaryota, Metazoa, Chordata, Actinopteri, Cyprinodontiformes, Poeciliidae. The transcript has 4 exons. Gene Ontology annotation, biological process: DNA replication-dependent chromatin assembly. Gene Ontology annotation, molecular function: histone binding. The record is from RefSeq and is a predicted model, not a curated record. The coding region runs from base 295 to 888 and encodes 197 amino acids. Gene Ontology annotation, cellular component: nucleus.